Messenger RNA from Grosmannia clavigera kw1407, 1017 nucleotides. Its product is annotated as snare protein. The transcript is spliced from 3 exons. The coding region runs from base 1 to 1017 and encodes 338 amino acids. Gene Ontology annotation, cellular component: SNARE complex; endoplasmic reticulum. Gene Ontology annotation, biological process: retrograde vesicle-mediated transport, Golgi to endoplasmic reticulum. The record is from RefSeq and is a predicted model, not a curated record. Lineage: Eukaryota; Fungi; Ascomycota; Sordariomycetes; Ophiostomatales; Ophiostomataceae.
AUGUAUGCGGCCGAUCUGACGGCCGUCUUUGACGAGCUGUUGAAGAAGCAUGGCGGCCGGCCGACGACCGGAGCGAAAGGCGUCCCGGACACGACGAGUGGUUUUCUCAAGGAGGCCUACCGAAUUAACGGCCACAUCGCGACGCUCUCGAAGCAGCUCGGCGACAUCCGGCCGGCCUACCUCUCGACAGCACGGCCGCGGCGCAUCAAGCCGCGGCGCGGCGAUGUGGGCGGCACGACGACCAUGACCGGCCUGACCGACGGCCAGCGCGAGGAGAUUGACGGCAACGCUAAGCGGCUGCUGCGCGACCUCAACGCGUCGAUCCGCGGCCUGGCCGACGCCGAGGCCCUGCACCAGGAGACGCAGCGGGCGCUCGUGCGGCGCCGCCUGGGCGGCGGAGGGAUGGGCAUGCGGCUGGCCGGGCUCGCGCUGCUGCCGUCGCACAGGUCAGCCGAGCAGGCCGCCGCCGAGGAGGCGCUCGGCCAGGUGGCAGCCCAUCGUGAGAGCAUCCUCUGGCUGCUACGACAGCGGCUGCAAGCGUGCGGCCAAGCACAGCAGACGAUGAUGGAGGCGCGGGUGGCGCGCAUGGUGGUGGAGACGACGGUGGCGGGAUACGGGGUAGGAGGAGGUGGAGGAAUGGCGACAGCAACAGCCUUGGAACAGGACGAAAAGAGCCACGACAGCUCGCCCGCCCUCGACACAGAGGCCGGCCUGACGCAGGAGCAGCUGCAGAUGUUUGAGCACGACAACCUGGACAUGCUCAAGUACUACGAGACCACGCUGGACAAAUCACUGGUGGAGAUCUCGGAGCUGCAGUCGAUGCUCGUCGGCAACCUGGAGCUACAGUCGGCACACGUGGACCAGAUGGUGGCGGACUCGGUCAAUACGGCACAGAACGUGGCGCGCGGCAAUCAGGAGCUCAAGAAGGCGCUAGACCGCCCGAGCGCGGCACGGUACACGUUCUACGCAGCCAGCGGCCUGUGCCUCUUCGUGGUGGUGUGGGAUUUCUUCGUGUGA